AUGCCUCGUUCAGCAACUCAGACCGUGGAGGGUGAAGGCCGCAGUCCUCCUCCCUCAAAUCAUCUUCCAUACUGGGACAUCCUAGAUUCCGACAUCAAAGAGAACACAGAGGGUCCUUUCAAAUGGAAAGUCUCGUCCUUCCACGUCGCCCCGGGCUUCCAGACCCGACCAGCGGCCUCACCUUGGCGUCUCUUACUCGUGUCAAUGUUGAUUGACCCGCAUCAGGAAAAGACCGACGGCACUUUACAAUCGUGGGACGACGAGGAGGAUCAUCUAGUGCCAGAACCGUUAACACGGCAGCCUCUGAACAGUCCCACAAACAAGGCUAACCAGAAAUGGGUCCGCCGAACUGUGUUCGCAGACGUAGCACCCCAAAAGUCUGACGGCAUGUUUUGCGUUGGCAAUCCCGAAUGCGUUGGUAGUUGGCUUAUAGCUGCCUACGUAUGGGGAGAGAGCCAAGAGUGGGUAGACAGCGUCGAUAUCAGACGCCUGGCAGCCUUCUCCCCAAUCAUACGCCACGAUGUUCACCACCGGGUCGAAGAAAAGGGCCCAGAUAACCUCAUUCUUCAUCACUGGGACCUGGUCUACCAGAAGAAGGUAUCCAAAGAUGGCAAGUCGCGUGAUGUUGUCGAUGAGCCAGUUGAUGACGAAGAUUACGGGGCCUUUACGACGGCGACAUUGACGGGAAACCUUGCAUCAAUAAACCAAAACCUCAGGCAGUUGAGGAUGAAUGAAUCCCAGGUUCUUAAUGAGAAGCGACAGCGGCCGGGGUCGUGUCCGUGUGCGAGAGACUCGUCAUAUGUGAUAGUUGACGAGGCUCCUGUCAAUGAGUCUUCUGAGGAUAAGUCCAUCGCUCCGACAGCCGAUGAAGUUCACAUGAAAGAGUUUUUUGAAGACGAGGCCGUCGUGGUUGAGAAGCUUGAAAGCCAGCCUAAGGCUAGAGGUGGAACCUGUACAGUAAUGUAG
Molecule: messenger RNA, 966 nt
Organism: Colletotrichum siamense
Lineage: Eukaryota; Fungi; Ascomycota; Sordariomycetes; Glomerellales; Glomerellaceae
Exons: 2
Coding region: 1-966 (321 amino acids)
Source: RefSeq, a predicted model, not a curated record